Serendipita indica DSM 11827 is the source of this 381-nucleotide messenger RNA. Lineage: Eukaryota; Fungi; Basidiomycota; Agaricomycetes; Sebacinales; Serendipitaceae. The record is from the annotation of a GenBank genome assembly.
AUGAGCUCGACAGUACGAAGAAUGCAACAGCUUAGUGCUCACAUGUCUUCAACCGCAAAUUCUUCUGCACCUCUGAACAACCCUGCACCGCCAACGACUCCAGAGCCUCUGGUUCUUUUCCGUGAACAGUAUGCUUCGCGCAUAUACACCCUCAAUCGACCAAAAUUGCUCAACGCCCUGAAUCACGAAAUGGUUCAGAUGCUCCAGAAGCAAAUCAAGGCAUGGAAUGAGUCGGAGUUGUGUAGCUCGAUUAUCGGAACUGGUAACGGUCACUUUUGUGCUGGAGGAGACGUUAAGAGUGCGUCCGACUCCAUUAUUUGGGCAUACUCUUGCAAGCUUACCCUGAACGCUUCUGUUCACGCGAUUACGGAAACCAAAUAA